Messenger RNA from Episyrphus balteatus (marmalade hoverfly), 2103 nucleotides. RefSeq names its product protein O-glucosyltransferase 2-like. The transcript has 4 exons. Bases 124 to 1611 code for a protein of 495 amino acids. Gene Ontology annotation, molecular function: protein binding; glucosyltransferase activity. Gene Ontology annotation, cellular component: endomembrane system. The record is from RefSeq and is a predicted model, not a curated record. Lineage: Eukaryota; Metazoa; Arthropoda; Insecta; Diptera; Syrphidae.
AUAUAUUUCGCACUCCUCCUCCAAGCCCGGUUAAUUUGUUUCUUUUCUUUUUUCAAUAAUAAUUAUAAUUAUCCCUUGAGUAUUUUCUGAUUUUAUUUAAAAAAAAAAAAAAUUCUAUAUAAAAUGUUUAAAUACAUUUUACUUUUAUUGUAUUUUGUCCACGUCAACUCUGAAUCGCCAAUUGUUGACCCCGAAAAAACACUUGUUUGGGGACCCGGUUUAAAACCCGAUCAAAUUGUCCUACCAGCGAGAUAUUUUUUCAUUCAAGCUGUUGAUAAAAAUGGCAAAAAUUUUGUCCAUUCACCACAGCAACAAUUUGUAAUAAAUAUUAAAGGAAACUCUCCGCACGGCAAAUGCCGCAGUAAUGUCAACACAAUCGACCGUGGCGAUGGCUCCGCCAUCGUCCGCUACACAAUUGCCGAUUGGUGUGAUAAUAUGGAAAUCGAAAUUAAGUACAAUGGCUCUCAUGUAGCCGCAUCGCCUUAUUACACUCGAGAGACUGCAUAUUCAGAGAAAUGCAAUUGUCCUCAGGAUUUAAGCCUUUGGCUAAUGAAUAAUGAUUGUCCACGGAGUGACAAACAAAUUGAAUGGGAUUUGCAUUCAUUUAAACGAGUUAACUUCUCUGCGAUUCGUGACAAUCUUUUGAAACGUUACAAUAUGCCAAACAGUGUUUCACUGUGUCAUUAUGUUGUUAAGAAUCAGGGAAUCUAUCGACAGUGUUAUGGAAAGUAUACAGGUUUCAAGAUGUUUAUGGAUGCUACAUUGCUUUCGUUGACUAGAAUGGCUAUCCUCCCCGAUAUGGAGUUCUAUUUGAAUCUUGGUGAUUGGCCAUUGUCGAAGAAGGGUGGACAGCAAAGAACUUCAGGGCCAUAUCCGAUAUUUUCUUGGUGUGGCAGUGAUGAUUCUCAUGAUAUUGUUUUGCCGACAUAUGAUUUGACUGAAUCGACUUUGGAAAGUAUGGGAAGAGUUAGUUUGGAUAUGUUGUCUGUUCAAAGGGAGAACUAUCCAUGGGAGAGUAAGGAAACUAAGGCAUUUUGGCGUGGAAGGGAUUCACGUCGAGAGCGAUUGGAUCUAUUGGAUUUGGCUAGGAAACAUCCUGAUCUCAUUAAUGCAUCGAUUACGAAUUUCUUUUUCUUCCGCGAUGAGGAGGAUAAAUAUGGACCAACUGUUGCGCAUAUUUCAUUUAUGGAUUUCUUUAAAUACAAGUACCAGCUAAAUAUCGAUGGAACCGUGGCUAGUUAUAGAUUCCCUUACCUUUUGGGUGGAGAUGCUAUGGUUUUGAAGCAAAUCUCGCCUUUCUAUGAGCAUUUCUAUAGCAAGCUUGUGCCAUUUAAACAUUAUGUGCCAUUCAAGAGAGAUCUGAGUGAUCUUCUGGAGAAAAUAAAAUGGGCCAAGGAGAACGAUGAACGAGCAAAGGAAAUUGCUGCUGCAGGUCGGGCAUUUGCUCAGGAAAAUUUAAUGCCACAAAACAUUUAUUGUUACCACUUGGCCCUUUUUAAGGAAUGGAGUACAAGAUUAGUUUCGCCAAUUGUAGUUUUGCCGGGUAUGGAAAAAGUCGAACAAACAAGCAAAUGCACAUGCAAAUCAGCCUAUCGAAAGGAUGAACUUUAAAAGCACAACAAUCAACAAAAUGAAAUUAUUAUAUUAUAGAAAUUUUUAUCGAUCUCGAGAUAUCAAAAUAUCAUAAAAAAAUGUGUGUGAUAUCAAUUUUUCUGAUCAAAAAAACCAACCUCCGUGAAAAUGGCCGUCUGUUUAUUUUUAUAUAAAAAGAGGUAUAUACUCUGGUUUUUUAUAUAAUAAAUACUUUGUAUUUUGUAAUUACAAAACAAAAAAACAAAAUCAAAACAAAAACAACGUAUUUUAUACAACACGAUUUUAUUUAUAGUAUUUUUGCACCGAAAUGGAAAUUUAUUUCCAUUUUCAAAUAUUUGUGUGUCUCCCUUUUGGAGAAGAGAGUGGUUGUUUGUAUUUAAUUUUUAGAAAAUAAUCAAAUUCAUACAAUAUUCAUCACAAAAUAGAAGUGUAUUUCUAUAAAAAAAAAAAAUAAAUAAAUAAAUAAAACACAAAAACGCAUACAUUUUACACGUAAUGAUCACAGAAAAA